AUGAUGAACAGAGCAACUAAAGAUCUGUCUGGUGGUUGGCGAAUGCGUGUCAGCUUGGCUAGAGCUUUGUUUUUAGAACCAACACUUUUAUUAUUGGAUGAACCGACAAAUCAUUUAGACUUAAACGCAGUUAUAUGGUUGGACAACUAUCUUCAGAAAUGGAAAAAAACACUUUUGAUCGUUUCGCAUGACCAGUCAUUCUUAGAUAAUGUGUGUACAGAUAUUAUUCAUUUAGACCAGCGUCAGUUAUUUUAUUAUAGGGGGAAUUAUCUUAACUUCAAAGGUAUGUUACUUCAGAGGAGAAAAGAACAACAAAAGGAGUAUGAGAAACAAGAAAGACGCCUCAAGGAAUUAAAACAAUCUGGAAUGAGUAAUAAACAGGCACAAGCAAAAAAUCAACGAGAUGUACUCACACGAAAACAAGCGAAAAAUAAGGUCGCUUUAAAUGAUGAUAAUAGUAGUGGAAAACCUCAACUGCUCAGUAAACCAAAGGAGUAUGUGGUUAAGUUCACAUUCCCAAAUCCAUCGCCUAUUUCACCACCAAUUCUUGGUUUAUACAGUGUUACAUUUGCUUAUCCAAAUCAAAAACCAUUAUUUAAAGAUUUAAAUUUUGGUAUAGAUAUGACAUCAAGAAUUUCUAUAGUCGGUCCAAAUGGUGUUGGCAAAUCAACUUUUUUAAAAUUACUUACAGGUGAAGUACAACCAACUGAAGGAGAACGUCGAUUAAAUCAUCGAGUAAAAAUUGGCAAAUAUGAUCAACAUUCAGCAGAUCAGUUAAAUUUAAGUGAAACACCAACUGAAUAUUUACAACGUUUGUUUAAUUUAACCUAUCAAGAUGCUCGUGCAACAUUAGAUUUAUCUGGUGGUCAACGUGCUCGUGUUGCUUUUGCUGAGUUAUCACGUCGUGCACCAGAUGUUUUAAUAUUGGAUGAACCGACAAAUAACUUGGAUAUUGAAUCGAUUGACGCUUUAGCUGAUGCUAUCAAUGAAUUUGAAGGAGGUGUUAUUGUUGUCAGCCAUGAUGAACGUCUUAUACGUGAUACAAAUUGUAUUCUAUGGGUGAUUGAAGAUCUUGGUAUCAAUGAAAUCGAUGGAGACUUUGAUGAUUAUCGUCGUGAAAUUUUAGACUCUCUUGGUGAAGAGAUAUUGAAUCCAAGCAAAGUAGCUGCCGAUGCUGGAUGUCUGUCAUGA
Messenger RNA from Trichobilharzia regenti, 1191 nucleotides. The record is from the annotation of a GenBank genome assembly. NCBI's taxonomy places the organism in Eukaryota, Metazoa, Platyhelminthes, Trematoda, Strigeidida, Schistosomatidae.